Paramuricea clavata is the source of this 273-nucleotide messenger RNA. The record is from the annotation of a GenBank genome assembly. NCBI's taxonomy places the organism in Eukaryota, Metazoa, Cnidaria, Anthozoa, Malacalcyonacea, Plexauridae.
GUAAAGAAAUUAGUGAAUGAAGCAGAGGAAUUAGGUAGUAUCAGGGAAGAGUUGGUAGAAGACACUAGUAGGCAAGAAGCAGAAGCAGAAGUAGGAUUUAAGAUUAGCAAGACAGCAGUAGACAGACGGAGGAGUAAACCAACAGGGGAAGGAAGUUGUGUGGAGUCCACAGGUAGAAAGCGUAGAAAGGAGACAAUAGUAGCAGUUUGUGGGAUACAUGGAGGAAAUGAAGAAAAUCUAAAGCCAGGGACAAUUGGAAUGUUGGAAACAUUA